AAGAGGUGCAACGUGGGCGUGCUCGGGCGUGGACGUGCGCGAUGGCCCACAGGCUCGCUCGUCGUAGGUGAUGAACGCUCGUCGCCGUCUAUCUACCGCGGGGCGAGGGGGCGAGGGCAAGGGGUUAUUCUGGGAAGUACCAGCGCGUCCGGCAUCGGGCCUUUACAGGGCGACCACCGCUGGGGACCCAAAUGCCGGUCUCGAGAUCGUAGAAUUCUGCAUCCUGCGGGUCGGAUGCGCGGGCAAUUGGUGCGGAGGUGCGUUCGGUCUUCUGAUCUAGUUUGACAGGAUUCGGGCCCAUGUAGAGCGCAGAUAUCCUGGAGGGCAGCAGCCGGGGUGCACUAUAACUCGGGCGGAGACUUGCGGCAUGGCCGGCCCGACAGACUCGAGAGUGGGAGGAUCAACGCCAGUGCGAAUGUCGUCGUAGUUGAGGCGGUGCAGUUUCUCGAAAGUAGUGGACUCCAGGUGUGGGACGCAGAAGCAUUUCGUUCUCGAGGCAAUUAUCCUGUAGCGAAGUAUAUUUCCUCGGGGGAGUCCCACAGGUGACGUUUUUGGGAAGCAGUAAGCGGCUCAGCCCACAUUCUGGGCCUGGACUCUCCCCGCUUUUCUGUGGCCCUCAUUUCUCUGAACCUUCCCAUCGUGAACUGGUGUAUCGACCACCUACGGAACGACUUUUGGCCACAGCGCGAUUGUGGAGCCUCGAGUAGUUAUGGAUUGCAGGUGGAAACAGUUUCCUGUCUAAAUGUCUCGGAGGAUUUUAUAAGCAAGUCACCGCUGUGAGAUCUUCACGGAAACCAAGCCUUUAUGCCGCAGGAGUUCGGUGAUCGCCCGUGUACCCAUCCCAGCUCAUGAGCCCUCGGCGUGAUGACAUGUUCGGGAGCUCGAUUACCGCUUGAUGAAAAUGGGAAGCGGAGAUGCAUGGGGUCGAGGGGACAUUCUGAGUGAGCGACCCAUGCAGCCAGCGGGGAGGUACUCGACGAGGAAUACCUGGUUCAGUCUCCCGGAGUCGUGCAGAUUCGUCGACAGGAAGGGCAUGAUAGUGCCCGUUUCGCCGAGCACGGGACUCAGCUGUCAGACUGCCAAACGCCCUUACUCUCCCUGGUACCUGGAGCCAGAACUGACCUCCAGCAGCAAGAGACCUCGAACAGGAGCCAGCUCGUGGAACUUGGGUCGGGCCACCACUAGCUUAUCGCUGGCUGCCUUCCCGUGCUCGACGAGCCCGGCGGAAAAUCCCCACCAGAAGCCAUCCGAAUGCCUGGCCUCCGAGCUCGCGAGGAGCACGAGCUCGGAUGCACGUAGGGACUGCGUAGAUCUGCGGAGGUCGAAAUGCGCUGAGACGAAUGUUUCAUCCACCCUCGACAAAGUCGUCGCAACCAUGCCAACGUCGCCGGAGCGAAGGAAUCCCUCCGAAAGCUGGCAAUUCCGAGUCGUGGCGUCCUCCCGAUGUAAGUCACCUUCGCUCCUCGCCUCGGACGUGAUUGGAACCAUCGACUUCAACUCCGAUUGCGAGCUCUUCGCCACCGGAGGCCUGGCCAGGAAAAUUAGAAUAUGUUCGUACGCGAAGAUGACGAGCGACGAGGCGCUCGUGUCAUCGGAUGAGGACGAGGAUUUGUACUCGGAUGAAGAUGACGAGGAUCAGGUUGGCAGUAGGCACUCCUCCUCCAGGCGGCGAGGACGGAAGAAUUCCGGGUUCUCUCUGGAUCAUGGUGAAUCUGCCGUGGGCGAGAUUUGCACGCCUGGCAAGCUGAGCAGCCUCAAAUGGCGACCCGAUGGCUCAGAGGUUAUAGGAUGCGGAGAUUACGAUGGUGUAGUGUCCGAAUGGAGCAUCGAGCACAAGCACACAGUGAGCGAGUGGUACGAGCACAGCGGGCAGAGAGUGUGGAGUUUAGAUUACAGCAAGCUGGCCCCGACACUGUCCGCAUCCGCAUCGGGAGAUGGAACCGUGCGCGUGUGGAAGCGAGGCUCGGAGAAAAGCGUUGUAGUGAUCAGGCCCCCGAGUGGAAACUCUGUUUGCUGCGCGGAGUUCAGUCCGGCGUCCGAGUAUCUGAUCGCCAUGGCGUCGGCGGAUUGUAAUGUAUAUUUGUACGAUCUUAGAAAGUCCGGCUCUCCUCUUUUGAAGCUGUCGAGCCAUGAGAAAGCCGUAAGUUACGUGCGAUUCCUCGGCAAAGAUAAAAUAGUGUCGGCCUCGAUCGACAGCACAUUGAAGUUGUGGGAUGUAUCCUCCCCAUUGGCAUUUGCAGCACACGAUAAAGAAGGCGAUAGCGGGAUGAUCAGUCCCGAUGGACACCUAGAGAGGACGUUUAGAGAUCAUUUAAAUGUCAAAAAUUUUGUUGGUUUGUCUGUACAUAGAGGGGCCGGCAUUCUUGCCUGUGGAUCGGAAACGAAUGAGGUUCUCAUCUACAAAAGCUCGAGCACCAUACCUCUCCAACGGCAUAAGCUUCCAGGAAAUUGCUGCCCAGGCUCAGACCUGAGCACGAGCGGAAGUCCAUUCGUCGGAGCCGUCUGCUGGAGAGAGAAAGGGAAUAACUACUCGAUGGUCGCCGCGAAUUCUGACGGUGUAGUCCAAGUGCUCCAGGCACACCAAGUAGAUUCUAUUUGAGAUUGUUUUGAUGAUAUUGACGUUCAAUUCUCAUGUAGGAGCUAUCCGGCCUCGGACUAUUUAUUCGAGGUCGGACUUUGUCUCCUUGCUUACACUGUUUUUUUAAAAGCAAAUUUAGAGGUUCGCAUUGGCUCCGAAUCUCUUGACCCUGUGAAGGUUUCGACCACAUCAUGGGCUGUCAAUGUAACUGUAGUAGCCUCGCGAAGGUUCAAUUUAAUAAUUUCACAGUUCUCUGU
Messenger RNA from Marchantia polymorpha subsp. ruderalis, 2835 nucleotides. Lineage: Eukaryota; Viridiplantae; Streptophyta; Marchantiopsida; Marchantiales; Marchantiaceae. The record is from the annotation of a GenBank genome assembly.